CAUCCACCACAAAAUUAUUUCCAUAGCCUUGUGUAGGUUAAAAGAACACAACACACAACACCAUCAUUAGCAAGAGAAACCUCUUUGGAAUAUCACCAUUUAUCGAACUCAUAGACUUUUCUAUAUGUACCUCGGAUCUGAGGUACUUUUCGAAGUCUUUGAGCGUCAAGUUUUGCGAUAACAAGGGUCUAUUAUUCUCGCAGUCAUGUCUUCUCCACAGGAUUGGGUUCAAAUACUUUUGAAUCCUUCGCCUUUGGGUUUGAUCAUUACCAUUAUCCUAGUCCUUUCAAUACCAAUAUUCCUCCACUCUGUUGUCUUCCGUGCAGCGGGUUUCACAACCUUACCUUCUAUCCUGUUGAUUGGACCAAGCGGCUCAGGAAAGACGGCGCUUCUUACUCUUGUAAGUAAUUCAAAAGAAGACACUUUAUCGCAUGAGGUGAGUAGUCAGCCAUCACAAACACUGAUAAUUGAUAACAGUUCGAGCGAGAGAAUAAACCUGCCACGACUCACACUUCUCAAACGGCUUCAUCCGCCGAAUGUUCUCUGCCGGUUGAGACAAUAGCUGCUUCGGACAAAUAUCGAUCAGCCAAUGAUCCAGCAAAUCAAGUGCACAAAAAGUUCAUCUUAAUUGAUACUCCCGGCCAUGGAAAACUACGACAUCAUGCAUUCGAAAACCUUACAGCUUCUCAAAACCUUCGAGGUGUAAUAUAUCAAGUUGAUGCCACUACAUUGGGUGCUGGAGAUGAGGGUUUAAGAGAGGCUGCGGAUUAUCUACACGAUCUACUCCUUCUCAUGCAAAAGUUCAUGGAUGGAAAAAUCACUACAAAGGCACCUAAAGAACUGCCACUACUCAUCGCUGCCAAUAAGAUGGAUCUUUUUACUGCUCUUCCAGCCGCCUUGGUCAAAAGUAGUUUAGAGAGAGAAAUUACCAAAGUCAGAGUUUCGAGAUCAAAGGGUCUACUCGAUUCGGGAAUGUCUACAGAAGAGGAUGAAGACAAAGAUGAAUGGCUUGGCGAAAUGGGUUCUAGCGACUUUAAAUUUUCACAAAUGGAGGAGUUCAACAUUUCUGUUGAAGUAGCUGGUGGUAAUGUAAUUGGGUCCGAUGGUGGAUCAGUUGAUGCGUGGUGGAGGUGGGUAGCUAAUAGAUUAUAAGCGAACGAAGCUUCUUCCACAUUUUAUUACAGUAGGUAUGUAGCUAGCUCAUCUAAUAUCCCCUCAUGGACCUCAUUUAUACUGCUCUUUUAUGUGAAUAGCUCAUCAGGUCAAUUGGGCUGAAAAAUAC
Molecule: messenger RNA, 1282 nt
Organism: Sclerotinia trifoliorum
Lineage: Eukaryota; Fungi; Ascomycota; Leotiomycetes; Helotiales; Sclerotiniaceae
Source: the annotation of a GenBank genome assembly